AACUAAAAAUAUGCCGAUUUUUGUCCAGUCACAUUGUGUCAGAUAGAUUCUUCCUCAGUCAUAUUUACAAAUUUCUGACAAAGAGGUUAAAUUUAGAAGAGAUAGAUCGUUCAAAGCAUAUAAAAGCGAAGUUUUGCGGAGCGAUCAACAAUUUAAGAAACUUUCAGAAAUCCCAGAAGAAACAAGUCAAGUAUUUGCAGAAGAAGUUCAAGAACUCGAGAGCAUGGCAUUUCAUUUCCGAUUUCCAACACAUCACCCAUACAAUUAUUAUAACGGAGUUCCUGGCGGGUUCGACCUUUUCCACGAGAUGGGGAGGGAGAUGGCUUUUGCCUUUGAACAAGACGUCACCAACUGGGUGAAGGGACCGCCUCAAAAGGGAAUUGUAAAGAUUGCAUCUGUCCUAUUGAGUCACUUCAAACCUGAAGACAUCACACUUGAAGUCGAUAGCGACAAGGUGACCCUACAUGGAAAAUUCUGCUUAGAGAGAGAAGACGGAUUCGACAAAAGUGAAUUCAAGAGGCUUUUUAAACUUCCGCAAAAUGUCGAUCCGACUACUGUGACGUCACGCAUUACUCAAGAUGGCAGCAUCCUCGUCUUAGAGGGUUUCAAACGAGUGGGAGAGAAAGCGGAUGAAGGCAAAUUUGAGAUCAAGUUGGAUGUAAGUUGCUUCAAGCCCGAAGACAUCAAGAUUCAACAGCAUGGAAAUGAGUUGAGAGUCAGUGGAAAACAGAUAGUGAAAGAAGGCAGGAAUUCAAAGAAGAAAAGCUACACGUAUAUAGGGAAAGUUUUCGCGAAGCGAUCAACAGUUCUUAGCAAGGUCACAGAAGUAAGGAGUGCCGACAAGCUAGAGAAAGCAAACGGAGAAUUUCAGCAGAGGAAAAAUAUGGCUCUUGUUUUCAGAUUUCCAACUUAUCGUCCGUGCAUAAGUGCCAACAAGCUACAGGAAGCAAAGGAAGAAUUUCAGCAGAAGAAAAAUAUGGCUCUCGUUUUCAGAUUUCCAACUUAUCGUCCGUGCAAUUACUACAAUCAAGUACCCAGUGGGUUCGACUUUUUCCACGAUCUGUGGAGAGAGAUCGCUUUGGCCUAUGAACAAGAAGUCGGCAACCCUUGCUGCGUUAAAAGACAGGAACAGUCUCACAAGGGAGCAGUGAAGAUCGCUUCUGUUCUACUAAACCAGUUCAAACCCCAAGAUAUCACACUUGAAGUUGAUAGCGACAAGGUGACCCUACAUGGACAGCAGCGCUCAGAAAGAGAGGACGGGUUCGACACAAGCGAGUUCAAGAGAGUCUUCAAACUACCACAAGAUGUCGAUCCGACUACCGUGACAUCACGCACUACUCAAGAUGGCAGCGCGCUCGUCAUUGAGGGCUCAAAACGGGUGCAAGAGAAGGAGGAUGACGGCAAGUUUAAGAUCAAGUUGGAUGUAAGUGGCUUCAAGCCAGAAGAGAUCAAAGUGCACAUUCGUGGAAAAGAGCUGAGUGUGAAUGGAAAACACACGUCGGAAGAUGGCGAGGUUUGCAUGUCACGUGAUUAUAGUCGCCGCAUUGCGUUGCCUGAUGACAUAGUUCUUGGUUCGGUGACGUCACGUUUGUCCAAAGAAGGCCUGCUGACGAUUGAAGCAUCACGUGACUCUGCCUUGCUGCCAAGCGAGAGAAACAUUGACAUUGCCAUGGAGACAGAUCAACCAGAGGAUGGACCAAAAUCCUCCACCAGCAGCGAAACAGCAGAAACUGAGUAGUUGUAGAGUUGUCAUUUAAGGGUUCCAACGAUAAGUACUCUCGUCCCUUUCACAUGUCUGAUUCCCUUUAUUCAACGUGGUUAUUCUCUUAUAUAUUACAAUUUACAGGUACUCAGGAAUAGUAGUUUUAAAGCAUGCAGAUGUCACACAAUGUAACUAUUGUACAGCAUAUGGUGUGAUAUGGUUGUUAUGGAGAUCAGUACACUACGGUAGUAAAAUUAUAUCUUUUAAGAACUAGAAAACAAAGUGUAAGAAUCUUGGUUGAUCAAUGUUAUUAAGGCUGAUUAUCUCAAGCGAGGAAAGCUAAAAUUCUUGAGUAGCACUGAAAUAGCAGAAACUUAGCGCUUAUUUGAUGUCUGAUGAAAAUGAAGAGUGGUAAGGUGAGAGGUAGAAAGACCUUUGCUUGGGCAAAUGAAAAUUAUAGUCAAAAUUUAACUGACACUUGUGCUAUAGGUUUUCAAUUAGCAUGAUUCAUGAUUAAAAGAUGCAUUGUUUUAUGCCUUUGACAGAAUUGCAGCUAAAACUUUCAAAUCAAAAGUAUAUUAUAGUACCGCUUUGUACUUUUCAUCGGUAGUAAUAAACUCGAGGUUAAAAACUGUAA
This is a messenger RNA of Stylophora pistillata, 2339 nucleotides long. RefSeq lists its product as uncharacterized. Gene Ontology annotation, cellular component: nucleus; cytoplasm. The record is from RefSeq and is a predicted model, not a curated record. Gene Ontology annotation, biological process: protein refolding; response to heat. Lineage: Eukaryota; Metazoa; Cnidaria; Anthozoa; Scleractinia; Pocilloporidae.